Messenger RNA from Microthlaspi erraticum, 960 nucleotides. The record is from the annotation of a GenBank genome assembly. NCBI's taxonomy places the organism in Eukaryota, Viridiplantae, Streptophyta, Magnoliopsida, Brassicales, Brassicaceae.
AUGAACGACAGUGAUGAGAAGAAUCAGGCACCAAAAGCUAAGAAAGCCCGAGCGACCAAACAACAUGAAGAGCCUGAGUACUUUGAGGAGAAACGUAAUCUGCAAGAUUUGUGGAAGGCUGCAUUUCCGGUGGGCGCUGAGUGGAAACUGUUCGAUGCACUUUAUGAACACAAUUGGGAUUUCAAACAUCUUGAAGAAUCAUUGGAGGAAGGAGGAAUGCUCUAUGGCAAGAAAGUCUUUGUUUUUGCCAAUGCAGAACCUCAGAUGGUCCACUACAAAGAUGUAGACAAGGUUGUCCCUGUCCCGACAGUUGUUGCUGUUGAAUCACCCUUUCCGCCUUCUGAUAAGAUAGCAAUCGCAUCGAUUCAGAGAGCAGCGGAGGAAAUCUUUCCAAUGAAGCAGAUGAAGAUGGACUGGGUUCCUUUCAUUCCGUUUGGAAAUAGAGAAAGACAAGUUGAUAGGAUCAAGUUUCAGAUCUUUAUCCUGGCCUGUACGCAGAGGAGAUCUGCUCUCAGACAUGUCAAGGAAGAGCGUGCUAGGGACUUCGAAUAUUGUCUUCCUUACUUCUGUAACCCAUUUAAGGAAGAUGAACUUGAACAAAGUAGUGAGGUCCAACUAAUAUUCCCAUCUGAACCGCCAGUUCAUUGUGAAUUUGACUGGAAGUUUGAUAGACUUGAGGAAUUUGUUGAUAACCUGAUUGAAGGAGAAGAAAUAUCUGCGGAACAAAAGGAUGAGUUCAAAGAUUUUGUGAAAGAGCAUGCUCGAGCAGCAAAGAAAGCCAGGAAAGAGGCAACAGCUGCUAGAAUGAAAGUGAUAGAAGAAAUGAGCGAAGAUGAUAGGCAAGCCUUUGAAAGCAUCAAGGUCUACAAAUUCUACCCUCAGCCUCCACCAGAAAUCUCAGGACUCCUAAAGGCUCCGAAGAUUAACCGAUACUACGGGGAUGCUCAUCAAGUCUUUUGA